This is a messenger RNA of Punica granatum (pomegranate), 2929 nucleotides long. The record is from RefSeq and is a predicted model, not a curated record. Lineage: Eukaryota; Viridiplantae; Streptophyta; Magnoliopsida; Myrtales; Lythraceae.
GUUCGUCCCGUACUAUUUCUUUCUUAAGCUUGAGAGUAGCAAUGGGGUAUCUGCUGAAAGAAGCUCUGAAGACGCUAUGCGGCGUUAAUCAGUGGGCUUACGCUGUCUUUUGGAAGAUCGGCUGCCAAAAUCCCAAGCUGUUAAUUUGGGAAGAAUGUUACUAUGAGCCCUUAGUAUGCCCCGUUCCUCCAGAAAAUUCUGGAAUCCGGAAUAGUGAAACGGCCUUGGCAGAAUGGGAACGAUGUUUGGUGACUCCUGAAGUUCAGGCGGGGGGAAGGAUUCAAUUAUUGAUUGAUCAAAUGAUGGUCAAGAAUCAGAUUAAUAUCUUGGGUGAAGGAAUAAUUGGUCGAGCUGCAUUCACGGGGAAUCACCAAUGGAUUCUGUCAAAAAGUUUCAAUGGAGAUGCCCAUCCUCCAGAGGUGUUAAAUGAGAUGCAUAACCAGUUUUCUGCUGGUAUACAGACAGUUGCAGUCAUUCCUAUAUCAUCCCAUGGAGUUGUGCAGCUCGGUUCUUCUUUAUCUAUAACAGAAAAUAUGGGAUUCGUGAACAAUGUGAGGAGUCUGAUCCUUCAACUUGGAUGCAUCCCAAGUGCUCUUUUGUCUGACAAUUAUGCUACAAAAGUCGCAGCACCUGUUUCCCUUGGAAUGCCUUGUAACAUUCCAUCAGAGAAUUGUAAACUCACUGGCCCCACAAUCUCAGGCCAAGCAAGCCUGUCAUCUGCUUUGGUGGGUAAUGUGCAUAAUACCGCGAGGUCCCGGACUGCUCCAGUGUUUCAAAACUCUAAUCAGCCCAAUACUUGCCAGCCAAAGUUUGGUUCAGUCAUAAAGACGAUCCGACCUUUCCAAGACCAGUCAGGGAGCAGUUUUCUCACAAUUGAUGAGAUCCCCCAUAAUUCUGAUAUGUGGACCAGCGGUUUAGUUUCAACGGAGAAGCAGUCAAUUGCAGAUGUUAUCAAUCAGAACUUUCUCAGCAAUGCCAGGCCCAAACUGAAAAGCAGUGAAGCUGUGAACUGCGAUUUGCUUCAAGUUUCUGAUGCCAUGCUGAAUGGUCCUUCAAGGUUAAAUUCACCAGCAAACUUCUCUCCAUUAAAUGCAAUCAACCCUGAUGACAAAGAUAUGCAUGAUUCAUCAAAAUUGGAGGGGGUUUCCCUGUUCAACAUGAAGAAUCGCGUGCUCUCUAGAAGCUCCUAUCAUCAUUCUGAAGUAGAAUGUCCCAAAAAUGAAGAUGAGCAUGUUUCGAUCGGGGGGCCCCCUUCGCAGUGGUUCCAACAUUUUGAGAAGCAAGAUGCUGGAAGUCAGGGUACAGUUACAAAUGCAAAGUAUGAAGAACCAUCUUUCGAACAACAUUCCUCAGGAGAUGACUUGUUUGAUAUUUUGGGGGUAGAACUUAAGAAUAAGAUACUGGGCAGUAGUUCCCAUAGAUUAGGAGAAACAGGCAAGGAAAUUCCGAUUCCAAUGAAUAUGCAAGAAGAUAGUUCUGACUUUUAUGCAAUGCCAGAGAGCUUGUAUGAGGAUAGUAGGAUCUUCUCAGGAUUGAGCAGUGAUGAUCAUCUUUUAGAUGCCGUGGUGUCAAGGGCCCAGUCUGUUUCAAAGCAGUGCUCAGAUGACAAUCUUUCUUGUAAGACAACAUUGACUAAGAUAAGCAGUUCCUCUGUUCCUACUAAUUCGCCCACCUUUCGAGGGAUCAAUACGUCUUUUGAGCAUAUUGAGAGGGAGAUGUUCGGGUUUCCGAAGCCAUUGGAGAAAGUAAAAACUCCUGUUUCUCCUUCUUUUAAGUCAGGGUGUAGUAAGGAAGGGCCUUGUUCGCAAGCUACUUCGCUCUACGGGUCUCAGAUUAGUUCAUGGGUCGAACAGAGUCACUCUGUGAAGGUUGAGAACAGUGUCUCGACUGGUUACUCCAAGAGGCCCGAUGGGGUUACUAAACCAAAUAGGAAGAGGUUAAAACCGGGAGAAAACCCCAGACCAAGGCCAAAGGAUCGGCAAAUGAUACAGGACCGUGUGAAAGAGCUCCGAGAAAUUGUGCCUAAUGGGGCUAAAUGUAGCAUAGAUGCUCUGUUGGAAAGAACCAUCAAGCAUAUGCUUUUCCUUCAAAGCGUCACAAAGCAUGCGGACAAGCUUAAAGAGUCAGGAGAAUCCAAAAUCAUCAAUGAGGAAGGUGGACUGCUGUUAAAGGACAACUUUGAGGGAGGAGCAACAUGGGCAUUUGAAGUCGGGUCCCAGUCGAUGGUCUGCCCUAUCAUAGUUGAGGAUCUCAAUCCUCCUCGCCAAAUGCUAGUGGAGAUGCUUUGUGAAGAUCGAGGUUUAUUUCUCGAAAUAGCUGACAUGAUCCGAGGGCUAGGAUUGACCAUCCUGAAGGGUGUGAUGGAAGCCCGCAAUCACAAGAUCUGGGCCCGAUUCGCUGUGGAGGCUAACAGAGAUGUUACAAGGAUGGAGAUAUUUAUGUCGCUUGUUCGUCUUCUGGACCAGACUGCAAAGGGCAGCGAGACCAACUCAAUGGGCCCUCUCCACCCUUUCCCGCAGCCUGUCUCUAUCCCCACCACCUGUGGACCCCAGUAGCUUGUUGUGCACCCAACCGACCGAACCCGCUAAGUCUUGGGACAUGUUGAGAGCGAGCAGGAGCCCUGUGUUUUCGCUUGCCGUGACCAACAUGGACCGACUCUUGAGCUCAAUCCCGCGCCCUUCGAACUUCGAUUGAUGUUUGGUCUCCCGCAGUAGUUUAGAUGUGAGAGACUUUGCCUUUAGAGGGUGUGUGCUUUUUCACUUUACUUCCCUUCAACCAUUCAGAACAUUUUCUGUCAAUUGUAAAUCCUUUUGGUGUGGGCGAAUUUGUGUUGUGUUCGGGUUGUGGAUGCCAAGUUGUGUCAAUGGUAUUGUAGGGUUGAAUUCGUCGCGUGCUGCCAUCAGUGAAUGCUUUUAUUCCCGUCCUAAAA